GCGGGAGUGCCCAGGAGCUGUGGGGCAGGCGGGAAGCUGCAGCGUCCUGGCGCGAAGUGUCCCCAUCAUCCCACUGCCCCGGCACGGUCCGGUCCCGACGGAUCGGCUGUAGGCAGGGCCGCACGGGUGCAAGUCCCAGUUCGGGUUUCAAGGGCUACCACUGGACCCCUUCCCUGUCCUGAACCUUGAGCCGGCACCAUGCACGGGCGCCUGAAGGUGAAGACGUCGGAAGAGCAGGCAGAGGCCAAAAGGCUAGAGCGGGAGCAGAAACUGAAGCUAUACCAGUCAGCCACCCAGGCCGUCUUCCAAAAGCGCCAGGCUGGUGAGCUGGAUGAGUCAGUGCUGGAACUGACAAGCCAGAUUCUGGGAGCCAACCCUGACUUUGCCACCCUCUGGAACUGUCGACGAGAGGUGCUGCAGCAGCUGGAGGCCCAAAAGUCUCCUGAGGAGUUGGCUGCUCUGGUGAAGGCAGAACUGGGAUUCCUGGAGAGCUGCUUGAGGGUGAACCCCAAGUCCUAUGGUACCUGGCAUCACCGCUGCUGGCUGCUGGGCCGCCUUCCAGAGCCCAACUGGGCCCGGGAGCUGGAGUUGUGUGCCCGCUUCCUCGAGAUCGAUGAGCGAAACUUUCACUGCUGGGACUACCGACGAUUUGUGGCUGCUCAGGCAGCGGUGGCCCCUGCAGAGGAGCUAGCCUUCACGGACAGCCUCAUCACCCGAAACUUCUCCAACUAUUCUUCCUGGCAUUACCGAUCCUGCCUGUUACCCCAGCUGCACCCCCAGCCAGACUCUGGAUCACGGGGGCGCCUCCCUGAAGAUGUGCUGCUCAAAGAACUGGAACUGGUGCAGAACGCCUUCUUCACUGACCCCAAUGAUCAGAGUGCCUGGUUCUAUCACCGCUGGCUCCUGGGACGAGCUGACCCCCAGGAUGCCCUGCACUGCCUGCACGUGAGCCGGGACCAGGCCUGUCUGACUGUCUCCUUCUCUCGGCCCCUCCUAGUGGGUUCCAGCACAGAGACCUUGCUACUCAUGGUUGAUGAGUCACCCCAUGCAGUGGAGUGGAGAACACCAGAUGGCAGGAACCGGCCCAGUCAUGUCUGGCUCUGUGACCUGCCUGCUGCCUCCCUCAAUGACCAGUUGCCCCAGCAUUCAUUUCGUGUCAUUUGGAUGGCUGGUGAUGCCCAGAAGGAAUGUGUACUUUUAAAAGGCCGCCAGGAGGCCUGGUGCCGGGACUCGGCCACAGAUGAGCAGCUCUUCAGGUGUGAGCUGUCAGUGGAAAAGUCUACAGUGCUACAGUCUGAGCUUGAAUCCUGUAAGGAGCUACAGGAGCUGGAGCCUGAGAAUAAAUGGUGCCUGCUCACCAUCAUCCUGCUGAUGCGGGCGCUGGACCCCCUGCUAUAUGAGAAGGAGACACUGCAGUACUUUAAGACCCUGAAGGCUGUGGACCCGAUGAGGGCAGCGUACCUAGAUGACCUGCGCAGCAAGUUCUUGCUGGAGAACAGCGUGCUCAAGAUGGAGUAUGCCGACGUGCGCGUGCUGCACCUGGGGCACAAGGAUCUGACCGUGCUCUGCCAUCUGGAGCAGCUGCUCUUGGUCACUCAUCUUGACCUGUCGCACAAUCGUCUCCGAGCCCUGCCCCCAGCCCUGGCUGCCCUGCGCUGCCUUGAGGUGCUGCAGGCCAAUGACAAUGCCCUCGAGUCUCUGGAUGGCGUUGCCAACCUACCCCAGCUGCAGGAGCUCUCAGUAUGCAACAACCGCCUCCAGCAGCCUGCAGUGCUCCAGCCUCUUGCCUCCUGCCCCAAGCUGGUCCUUCUCAACCUGCAGGGCAACCCCCUCUGCCAAGCAGUGGACAUCUUGGAGCACCUGGCUGAAAUGCUACCUUCAGUUAACAGCGUUCUCACCUAAGAGACACCCUCACCCCUGCCCUUUAAUUUAUUGGGACCGAAUAAAAAUGGAGAGCCCCCGAAGGCUGCUAUGCUGCCACUGCCAGCGCCGCUGCCAUCUCUGCCACCAUUACUACCGCACCCUUUCUGGAGAAGAAAGAGACAGUUAGGUUCACCUGCUCUACUUUCAUUUUAUGCUCAGUCUUGCCAUUCUCUAUCAUGGAAAACCAAAGUCUGAAGUCUCUGUGUUCGGGGCAGAAGCUAGGUGAGAGCUAGAUUUGAGUUUACCUUCUGGUGUGGGUCUGGGACUGGGUCUAGGUUCCAGACUGGGAUCAGAUUUGGAUUCAGGUUCUGCUGUGGGCUGGACAUAAAAUUUCCUCCAUGACCCUUCCAGAUGCCCUCUUUGCAUGGGCAGUCAUUCAUUACAGCUGAGAAGGCAAUUCCCAGAAGCAGUGGGCCAAGGUGCCAUGGCCCCACCCUAUUAAAACAACAGUGUCAAUCCCCAUGAGUAGCAUUCCACAGUCUGUUGAAGAUCCCUUGGAAAUACUUGAUCCUAUUUGAUCCUCGAGCUCUCGGGUAUGAGAUGAUUAGGCCCAUUGUACUGAUGAGAAAACUGCUGCUAAGACGCACCCAAGGUUGCUGAGCUUAAGAACUGGAGCCAAAGCUGUCUCUACACCUUGGUCUGGAAUUCUGGACUCACGUUCUAGCUUCCGUAUUGAUGUAGAAUGGUUGGACAGAGCCUGGCCGGAGGUACUGACCUGGGUGUCUGUUCCCAUGGUGCUCAUUCCUGCCCCCUCCCCCCAAUCUGCACUUAUGCACACAUGUGCAUGCGCGUACACGCGAGCGCACACACCUCGUCUUGACUGAAAGGCCUGUGGCCCUGGCCUCCUAGCAGAGGAAAGGGGAGUGGCUCAGGGAUUAGGGCACUGAGUCAAACCUGGUUGGGUGGGGGAAAAGAAAGGUGGAUUGAACAAGAGGGAGAGAGUGUGACAGGCAUUUUCCUGGUCUCUUGGGACUCAACAUGGUACCACAAGUGCUCACAUAUAUCCGGACCUCUAGGGCCUCACCCCUUCCUGUAUCCAUAGCAAUGUACAAACAUCCCCUCCACAAAACCCUCUGACCUGCCUCAGACCUGCCUGGAAUUUUGAUUUCCACUGCUGCCUCUGAGGUUGUGGAGGUGGAGACAGACCCCCUGCCAGGUCUCGAGCUGGUUGCUAAACAGGAACAUGUUGGUGUGGGUGUGGAGGGCUCCCUGCCAAGCCCUAGAGCCUCUGUCCCCACUCCCUAAGGCACCUGCCUGAUGCAUCACCUGAGUUAGGUCUUCCGGUUGGCUUCCAAUCUUUUCACUAUCUUAUGUUCAGUGGCCCAUGGGCAGAACUGGGGCCCCAGCGGGAUAGAGGGAUGAGGCCCCAAGAACAGGGCCCCAGCCUUCCCAAAGAUGCUUGCCUCCUCUGUCUUGGGGUUCUCUGGCAUCCCCAGUGUUUCUCCCAGCUCAGGGCGGAGUGGGGCUACACACAGGGCAGAUGCCUGGAGCCGGUUGGUCAGGAUUCCCAGGAAGAAUUCCAGGUUGAAGAAUCUUUGACUCUAGCAAACUAGACACUUCUCAGUCAGAGAAAGGGGUACUCUGCAGCCUAAGAAGGGGGUCUCAGCUUCCACCUGGGCCUCCCCCAAAUCCCCAGAAUGGGGAGAAAAAAGAGCUUGCUCCCAAUCUGAUACCCCCCACACCCAAUCCCCACCUUGGAAGGACAAGGAAUUUGGGGGGGCAGCUCACUCAUGCUGGGGCUGUGGAGCUGCUGGAGGAAGAAAGAAGGAUAGGUGGGGGGAGGGUGGUCAAAGGAUCUGGUAGAGCCGGCAGGUCAGGGGCUGGCUGGUGGAGCCAGUCUGAGGACCUGGGUGCUGAAGUCACCAGUCUGCAGCUUGGAUCCCGGGACCUCCCUGGGCAGGAUGAUGAGUCCCAAGAGUAGGCUCAUGGACCACUGUGGCAGGACUGAACCUCCCUAUGAGAACAGUGUGGGCAGCCUGAACUAGGAACAGAGGGAGUGCAGGAAAGGGGCUUGCCGAAUUGCCCUCCGGAGAAAGGGCUCUGUCAGGAAUCUACCUGGUGGAUGGUAGACACACAGUCUGUGUGUCUGAGGCACCACCAAAGUCCCACCACAGCCUUCCACUGUCACCCCAGCACCCUGACAGACCCCGACCGAGGGCCCUCCCUAUCCAGCCCCACCCUACAUC
Molecule: messenger RNA, 4109 nt
Organism: Talpa occidentalis (Iberian mole)
Lineage: Eukaryota; Metazoa; Chordata; Mammalia; Eulipotyphla; Talpidae
Gene: RABGGTA
Product: Rab geranylgeranyltransferase subunit alpha
Exons: 17
Coding region: 199-1902 (567 amino acids)
Biological process (GO): protein geranylgeranylation
Cellular component (GO): Rab-protein geranylgeranyltransferase complex; cytoplasm
Molecular function (GO): Rab geranylgeranyltransferase activity; zinc ion binding
Source: RefSeq, a predicted model, not a curated record